Molecule: messenger RNA, 456 nt
Organism: Daldinia childiae
Lineage: Eukaryota; Fungi; Ascomycota; Sordariomycetes; Xylariales; Hypoxylaceae
Exons: 2
Coding region: 1-456 (151 amino acids)
Source: RefSeq, a predicted model, not a curated record
AUGGUCAAACCCAUCUUCAAAGUAAAAGGCGAGUCCCUCUCGUUCUCCAGCCGCAUGAACGUCAUGGACACAAGCGGCAACUUCCUAUUUUGUAUUCGCAAGAAGCACUUGAGCAUACACACGACGUACUAUGCCGAGAAUUCCAAUGGCAACGAGAUCUUCGAAGUGAGGAGUAAAUUUAGGUUGGGUGGCUCUAAGUUCAUUGGUACGUUUACUUCGGCCUCUGGUCAGCAGGAGGAACUAGUGAUGAAGGGCGAUUGGACCGAUACGACGGCUGAUAUCACGGAUGAGGCCACCGGCCAAACCGUCGCGUCCGUUUACCGUGAUCGCUGGAAUGCGCGGGAGUUCCUAGCCGACCAGCAGACUUAUAACGUUACUAUCGCGCCGAACGUCGACAUGGCUAUCAUCGUCGCAAUGUGCAUCUGCCUAGACAUGAAGAGGAACGAAACUCCGUAG